Molecule: messenger RNA, 4181 nt
Organism: Polypterus senegalus (gray bichir)
Lineage: Eukaryota; Metazoa; Chordata; Cladistia; Polypteriformes; Polypteridae
Product: huntingtin-interacting protein 1-related protein-like
Exons: 27
Coding region: 225-2963 (912 amino acids)
Biological process (GO): clathrin coat assembly; endocytosis; actin filament organization
Cellular component (GO): actin cortical patch; clathrin-coated vesicle
Molecular function (GO): phosphatidylinositol-3,5-bisphosphate binding; clathrin-cargo adaptor activity; clathrin light chain binding
Source: RefSeq, a predicted model, not a curated record
GCAGUUGCUAAGUGCGUCUCUCCGGUCCCUCCUCCCAUGAUUCCUCGGCAGCUACUGUACAUGUUGGAGGGGGAGUUGUGUGGCAAUCGGCGUCUCGCGUGGGACCAUUGAUAUUUUUUUUGUAUCCUCCCCUCGUAAUUCCUGGAUUAAAUAAGAAGGCAAAAAGAAACCUACAUAAACAAGCAAUAAGGAAACAAACAAAGACAAGAUUGAAAAGCCGUCAAAUGAAUAAUUUAACGAUGAAUACCAUCAAGCAGGUGCCUGCAAGGGUUUUGAGCCGGAGAUCUGGAAACAGUUUGGAAGCGGAAAGGGAGCAUUUUGACAGGCAGCAGUGCACCAGCAUCAGCAAGGCAAUCAACAAUAGUGAAGCUCCAGUUAAGGAAAAACAUGCACGCAGAAUUAUUCUGGGAACUCACCACGAGAAAGGUGCAUUUACAUUUUGGUCCUACGCCAUUGGCCUUCCCCUACCUAGCAGUUCCAUCCUAAGCUGGAAGUUUUGCCACGUUUUACACAAAGUCCUAAGGGAUGGCCACCCCAAUGUUCUGCAAGACUGUUUGAGACACCAAAGCAACAUAAGAGAAAUUGGGAGUUUAUGGAGUCAUAUGCACGAUCGAUAUGGGCAGCUUGUAUCGCUGUACACCAAUCUUUUAACAACGAAGAUGAAUUUUCAUAGAAAGCACACAGAUUUCCCAUCAAACCUGGAAGUAUCUGAUGACGGCCUUGAGAAAGCAGCUGGUACAGAUGUCAAUAAUAUUUUUCAGUUGACCGUAGAGAUGUUUGAUUAUCUGGGAUGUGAGCUCAAGCUGGCAGAGUCUGUUUUCCGACAGCUCAACACCUCAGUAGCCGUGUCUCAGACAGCAGCAGGCCAGUGCCGGCUGGCACCACUGAUACAGGUGAUCCAGGACUGCAGCAACUUGUAUCACUACAUUGUGAAGCUCCUCUUCAAGCUACACUCCUGUUUGCCAGCAGACACCUUACAGGGCCACCGGGACAGAUUUCAUGAUCAAUUUCACAGCCUUAAAAAUUUCUUUAACCGAGCUAGAGACCUACUGUACUUUAAGAGGCUGAUACAGAUCCCAAAGUUGCCAGAGAGUCCACCUAAUUUCCUCAGAGCUUCAGCUUUGGCAGAGCAUGUUAAGCCAGUAGUUGUGAUCCCUGAUGAAGAAGCCCCAGAAGAAGAUGAACCAGAAUCUUUAAUAGAAGUCAGUACAGCUCAUCAAACAGAACAGCAGAAUAUCGUUGACAUAUUUGACCAGACAUUUGGGCCACCUAAUGGAUUUGUGCAAGAUGACAGAGACAUUCAGAUAGAAAACCUGAAAAAAGAAGUGGAGCUGCUUCGAGCUGAACUGGAGAGGAUCAAAUCAGAGGCUCAGAGGUAUAUUACACAGCUUAAGGCCCAAAUUAAUACUUUGGAAGCUGAGCUUGAAGAUCAAAGAAAACAGAAACAGAAAGCUCUUGUCGACAAUGAGCAGCUCAGGAUAGAGCUUGAGAACUUGCGACAGCAAAAACUGGAGACGGAGAAUGCUCAGGGUCAGCUUGCCGAAGCAGAAAGAAAGGCCCAGGCUACAGAGCUGCGCUAUAACAAGCUAAAGGAGAAGCACAGCCAGUUGGUCAACAACCAUGCCGAACUCCUAAGGAAGAAUGCUGAUACAGCAAAGAUGUUAACAGUGACACAACAAACGCAAGAAGAUGUGGCACGGACAAAGCAACAACUAGUGUUUGAAAUGGAGCAGAUUAAACAGGAGUCUGAAAUGAAGCUUGAAGAACAAAGCCUUCAAAUGGAAAAUCUUCAAAGAGAAUUAGCCAAAAGUAGAGAAGAACUAUCUAUGAUCCGUAGUAAUCUACAAAGUACGGAAAAGUCAGGUGAGAUGCUGAACAAGACCCUGCAGACUUUGCAGGUAGAGAAGGACACACUAAGUAAAACCCUUUCAGAGCGGGAUGUGGAGCUGUCUUGUCUGAAGGACACCAUACAACAAAAGGAAGUUUCACUUCAGCAGGAGAGGGAGCGGGGCUGUAGAGAGAGGGACCAGCUACAAGGCAAGCUCAAGGACAAGUCAAUGAAGGAAGAGUUACUUCAGCAGCGCCUUCUAGACGAACAAUUUAAAUUGCUUCAGCAAACUGUGAAGGAAGCAGAAAACAUCAUCCAAGAUGCUGUGACUAGGUUAGAUGAUCCUCUGCACAUUCGUUGUACCAGCUCUCCAGAUUAUCUUGUCAGCAGAGCAGAAGCCACCUUGGAAUCAAUCACAUCUGUACAGCAAGGACAUGUCGAAUACUUGAAGAACGAAGCAGAUGCCGGAACUCUGGUCAGACCGCUUACCCAGUUUGCUCACUUGACUGCGGAUACAAUAAUGAAUGCAAGCGCAACUGCACACACUGCACCGCUAAACCAUGCAGACAGUCUCACAGAGAAUUGCAGAGACUGUGCCAAAAACUGUUUAGAGUUUCUGAGUGACCUGAAGACUAAGCAGUCUUUGAAGCAUGCAAACCCAUCAGCAGUGAAAGCUGCUGUGCAGAACAUUUUGCAGUUGGGCCAGGAACUCCGGCCCAAAAAUCUGGAUAUCCGACAAGAAGAACUUGGAGAUAUGGUGGACAAGGAGAUGGCUGCAACAUCAGCUGCCAUUGAAGAUGCAGUGAGAAGGAUUGAAGAAAUGAUGAACCAGGCUAGAAAAGGGAGUUCUGGAGUUAAACUAGAGGUCAAUGAAAGAAUUCUCAACUCCUGUACAGAUUUAAUGAAGGCAAUCCGUCUGCUUGUCAUGGCAUCAACAGACCUACAGAGGGAAAUAGUUGAGAGUGGAAGGUGGCAGCGCCUGACAGACCAGUCCAGGUUGACGGAUAGCAGAGUCCUUAUAAUUUUAAUGGACCUCAGAUCGGGCCCAAGGUUCACCUUCCAACAGGACAUUAAUCCGAAGCAAAAAGCAAAGACAACAAAGGAGUGGCUUAGGAACAAAUCUCAUUGUCCUUGAGUGGGCCAGCUAGAGCCUGGCAUAGAACCCAAGCAAACAUCUGUGGCCUGAACAAGGCUGCCAACCUAUGGUGUCCAGCCAGCUUAACAUGAUCUACUGGGAAGGAUGUCAUAAAAUAUCCAUCUCUGGGUGUGUGAAGCUUCUCACUUCACACUUGAGGACACUCCAGGCUAGAACAGCUGACUAAGAGGAUUCAGUUAAGUACUGAGUGAAGGUUCUGGAUACUUAGGUCAAUGUGAUAUUUAUUCUUUUAUUUUUGAUGUUUAUAAGAAAUCCUAAAAUCCUGUUUUACUUUCUCAUUUUGAGGUUUUGAGUGUUGGUUAAUAAGGGGAUAAAAUGUCUUAUGAUUUUACUGCUAGGUUGCAAUAUAAUAAAAAACUGAAGGAGUUGUAGUACUUUUUUAAGGUGCUGUAUAAAAAAUGUCCAUCCUUGGUUCAAAUCCUUCAAAUCAGAAACUACUUUACAUAUUUCAUUAAAUGUAAAACGGAAAUGGUUUCCAUUGUUUUUGUGACUGGGUCACUAUGGGGCUAUAUGAUCACUACAGCUAAUUUCCUUUGAAACUGAACCAGCUGUGUGAAAUGCAAUGACCAGUCCUGGAUGGACAAGUUGACCUUUUUUUAAUUUGGAGAUGCUAAGGACACUUGAAAUCCACUUGGGAUGGGCAAAACCCAAUAACUGAUAUUUCGUUUCAUUAAAAGAAAGAAUUUGCCCUCAUAAGAGGUUUGUUGUUUUGAAAGCAUGCAGAUAGAGUGCCCAUCCAAAAGCAUGAGUGAGCACUCCGAUCAAGGUAUGUCUUUGUAAAAAUAAACUAAACAUUGUGUGAAUUGGCAAUUAAAGUGUCAGAUAGAAUGAACAGCCAUAGUAUUCCAGCUUAGCAAAAUUGUGCCCUGGUGCUCAUAGAUCAAAAUGUAUUAUUAAAUCAGCUCUCUGCCCCAUGACCCUACCAGCAGUGCCCCACCUCUAUUUUAUUCAAAUUGUGAUCCUCAUUAAGGCACAGCUUAAUUUAAGAUAGAAUUCUUCAACAUUUGUUGACUAUGGCGAGUGCCAAAUAAUAGCAUAAAAUGUAUAAGAUUAGCUUGUCUAGAAGAUAAGACAAUAAAUAAUAAAGCUGCUUAUCCUUGUCUGUUUGAAGUCUCUAAUAUGAUUAAAAUGUAAUUGUUAUGCCCAGUCACAUUCAGCAAUAUUAUUAAAUAAAAUGAGCAACCUCUGCUGCUUUAA